AUGGCUUUCACAGCUCCGCAUCGCACAGCCUGGCGUCGCAUCAUCCAUUCCGACGACGACUCUGAACAGGGCCACGACGAUACAAAGUCUCACAAAAUUAUACCGGAUGAUAGUGCAACAGAUUCAAGGCCUAAAAAUCAGCGUAUCCUAUUAAGCUCAAGCCCUGCCGCGUUUGAAGCAUCUUCACUUACGAUAGACACUCCGGUUCGCAAGUCAAAAAUAGUAACAUUCAAGCUUGACUCUUCCUCAGGUAAUUUCAAUAGACCUUCACGAGGCGUUGAUAUGCCCGCUUACCGAACAGGUGGAAGGCGGCAGAAUCGCACGGGUUAUGUCGACCAUGAUAUACUCGAGGGUAUUCCAGUAAGACAAUGGCGUCGCGAAUACGUCACAGUAGCACCUCCACCCCCGCAGGAGAGCAAUGCUACUCAAAAUGAUAUUUGGGCAUCAGAGCUUCCAUGGGGAAUGCCAAAGGACUCUCACCUACUGCCACAACAUAGCCAAGAUUUGCUACGCGCCGCUCGAUCUGGAAGGAUAUAUAAACGACCUACUCCUAUGGACGAAGAAGAACAAGAUCUCGAGCCCACUCUAGGAGACAAGCCAGACAAAAAAGAGGAUGAAACAAAGGACAGCGGUUUUACGGCUCGUGCCUGGAAGCAGAUUCCUGGUCAUCAGACGGCGUCGGAUAUGGACUUUUUGGCCAAAAGAAGGAAGGGAUUAGGAUCUGCAGUACCUCAGCCAGCUCCAGUUCCAACAGUUAUACAAACUACAGUCCGUAGGACGGAUGCUGCAGGCAAUGAGUAUCUGGAGAAGGUUAUUGUACCUCAUGGUCAAACUGUCGUAGGCGAUGUUGUCUCUCAAACAACCAUUCCAGAUCCAAAUGUAGUAGAGGGUACACCAUUCCGACGCAAGGGUCCAGUAGGGAAGAAAGGGAAACGAGGUCCCGGAAGGGGACGAAAGAAGAUAGUUCCUACUUCUACACCUAAUGUAACAAGCGAACCAUCAGCUCAAAAUGGUGAUGCAAGCACCUCUAAUCUAGGGGCUGAUGGAAUAAAAAUCGAUGGUGAAGGAAAUACAACACCGGCGAAGAACCUCGAUACUGAGAUGAUAGAUGACUCAAACCCAGCUUCUGAUGAUGAUGACGGCGAUGACGGCGAUCAAGGGGAUGAAGAUGAUGAUUCAGUUGAUGUUCUUAAUUCGCCAUCAAGGCCGCAUAGGGACUCAUCUCAAGAUCGUAACAUGCCGAUUAUGCAAGACAUUCCAAAAUUGAGCGGCACCGAUAUCACGAUGGGCGGCACUGACAAUGAGGGACCCACAAAAUCAGAUCUAGAAAGAGUAAAGGACGAAGGAAAAUUCGGUAGUCCAUUGAAGCAAAUAGCUUUAACUACAUCCACUGUCAAUACUCCUAUGGUAUCACCAACUGAGACAACCGUAAAGGAGCCCAAUUUCUUUGCCGCAGGGAACACUGAUAUUCCAUCAGCUCCUAUUGAAAAGAUAAAUCAAGAAAUGCGUUCUGUAGCAGAAGUAACGGCCCCAAUCGAGCUACCCCAAAUUCCACCACAUCCCACUAAAGAGCAUGAGGAAGCAUUCAUAGAACUCCGUGCUGAAGAAGAGGAGGAGGAAGAAAUGCUUCUUGACAUUCUUGAUCGUGCAGAAAAUGCCCAGAAUGGUGCAGCAAUGCCGAUAAAAACGGAGAGUCAAACUCCUGUUGUUCCGGAUCCAAUCCAAGUUCCCGCCAAAGCUUCAAAUACACCGCCAGCUGAAGUGAAAAGUCCUCAAAACGUUGCAGUACCUUCCUCAAUACCUGCCGUCGAAGAACCACCUACCGUUCCUACCUUAGCCACGGCUUUUACUGAUUCUUCAAUCAGAGAAGGGCAGCCAUUAGCUUCCACAUCUUCCACUUCUCCAGUCGAGGUGGAGGAGCCGCCAAUUGCGUCGAAUUCACCAUUUGCUCCAAUAUCGGAGGUUUUUGAACCCACUGAGCCUACUGCGCCCACUGAGCUCACUGCGCCCACUGAGCCUACUGCGCCUACUGAGCCUACUGAGUCUGGCGAACCUACCGAACCUACUAAGCCUACUGAACCACCUCAACCAACUGAAGCUACUGAACCCACUGAACCCGACGAAGCCGCUGCAUCACCUACUGAGCAUACUGAAGCAGCCAAGCAAACUCCACCAACCAACUUCAUCGAGUCAGAUCAGGCAGGCGUGGCAAAUGAGUCGAUGGAACUGGAAAUGGUAAAUGAAUCAAAUGGGACGGAGGUGGUAAAUGAGUUGAACAUACUCUCAGAGCCAAUCAAAUCCGCAACCGAGAAUGAUGAUGAUGAUGACUUCCCUGAUUUACUAGGCGGUCUAGAGAGGAAUCUCUACGGUGACUUACGGUCUUUUGCCGCCCUUCCAGAAUCAAUAGCACCAGAAGACUUGGUCCCGUCAGAGCCUAUAGAAGAAGGUCAGGCAUUUCCAAAGGAGGCGGGCGCCGAUUUAAUUACAGAAGAGAAGGAAAAGGAUGAGGAGAUGAAAGAAGAGACAUCAACAUCCUGA
Molecule: messenger RNA, 2538 nt
Organism: Sclerotinia sclerotiorum 1980 UF-70
Lineage: Eukaryota; Fungi; Ascomycota; Leotiomycetes; Helotiales; Sclerotiniaceae
Exons: 3
Coding region: 1-2538 (845 amino acids)
Source: RefSeq, a predicted model, not a curated record